AUGGCAACAAAAUAUCAGCAGGAUUACAUUGAGUUUCGUUUGAAUACUGCUCUCCUGUUUGCUUCUGGAAUGGGUUUGGCAAACGUUUGCAACACACUAAUAUGUUUAGGUGCAAAUGUCAAUGCAAAAACUAAGUUUGGCAGGACACCUUUACAUAUCGCUGCAGCUCAUUUAUCAUCAGGAGAAAUAAUUACAGAUCUUGUCAAUCGUGGCGCUGAUAUAAAAACGAAAGAUAUUUUUGGAGAAACUGCAUUAGAUAUAGCUCGGCGAUAUGGUAAUCAUCAUGUAAUUAAACAAAUACUACAACUUGGUUGGUUACAAAGAUGUAAAUCUGCAAAACCACAAUAUUCGAACAUACCGCUACGUGCUUUUCAAAUGUGUGAUUCAGCGUAUCCGAAAUGGCGUCGAAAUCUUAAUGGUCAAAUUUAUUUACAAAAACUUACACCAAGAGGUGAAUAUCUUGGAUCAAGACUGGAUGCACCAAAAUGGAAUUGGCCUAAAUUAGAAUUGGUAUUAACUAGAAAACAGAUGUAUCUUGAAACAAGAUCAACUGGUAAUCGUAUCAAAUCUGCCUUACCUUUUUCAUAUGCGAAAUAA
Molecule: messenger RNA, 597 nt
Organism: Schistosoma spindalis
Lineage: Eukaryota; Metazoa; Platyhelminthes; Trematoda; Strigeidida; Schistosomatidae
Source: the annotation of a GenBank genome assembly